This is a messenger RNA of Actinia tenebrosa (Australian red waratah sea anemone), 2880 nucleotides long. Its product is annotated as coiled-coil domain-containing protein 170. NCBI's taxonomy places the organism in Eukaryota, Metazoa, Cnidaria, Anthozoa, Actiniaria, Actiniidae. The record is from RefSeq and is a predicted model, not a curated record.
UGAAUAAAGACAGUCGUUAGUAGUGGACGUACUUCGAAAGAACAACUAUUUUUACUAUUAUUUCGGGUGCAAUGGCAUCCCCACACUCGGAUAGAUCAGAUAUAUUCCCUAAAAUUCAAAAACAAGGGCUCGUAGAGUCUAAAACGCCACAGUUAACUUAUAUUGAAGACUCAAGCUUCGAUAUUCGAGAACUUGCACGAGAAACAGGCAACGAGAGACAGUUUUUUAGGAAUUCGCCUCCUACAAUCGUUGGAUACAGAAAACCUGGGAGUCAAAACAGUUCAAGGAAUAACUCUCCAGUACAAAGGAGAUUUGAGCAAGGAGAGCAGAGUAUAUCUGUUGGAAGGAGUCCAUCCAUAUCGCUUGACCUUGGAGCAUCGUUUGAUGAUGUUCAGCUUCUACGGGAUAGAAUAUCAAGACUAACACAGGACAAAGAACAGCUAAAUACACAGUUGGCUCACUACAGAAAAAGUUCAGAAACAGCUCAGACUGACCUAGCAGCUGAAAAAGUGAUAACUACCACACUACAGAAUGAGCAAAGAGAUAUGCAGCAGCAGCUCUCAGAGAAAGAACAAAAAAUAAUGGAACUAAAGUGUGAGAUUGAGGGGGAAAAACAAAAUGAGGCCAGAUUACAAGCCUUGGUUACGUCACUCAGACAGCGAGUACGAGAAGCAGAAGAUGAUGCUGAAGACAGGGAAAAUAUCGCAUCACGAAGUGAUGUUACCAUCUUAUCUCUGCGUAAAGAAAUGCAGAACUUACAGGAUAAACUGCAGCAAGCAGAAGUGUCACUUAGACAUCACAUUGGUGUAGAAGAGGAGGCAUCUAAAAGAGCAUCCAAAUGGGAAAAUAAGUGCAGUGAACUGCGACAUCAUCUCGUUAAAGCACUUCAUCUUGAUGCAACAGAAGCAGCCACAAUAGCGACAGAAUCACUCAUCUCAAAGAUUGCUGAUUUGAUAAAGGACAGACACACUCUCAUCGACAAGUCUAAUUCUCUUACGCGAAAUGUCCAUGAGAGCAACAUGGAAGCUAAAGCAAGCAGAGAAACGAUCAUGCGCCUUGUAUCCGAGGUCGGUCAAGAAAAGAAAGCAUCCAAUGAAUACAAACAACAACUUGACCAAACUAUACGAGAACGAGACACCCUGCAGCAGAAGGUCCGAGAGAUGGACAUCCAGAAUGAGCAACUGAAGCGACAAGUGACGUCCAGUCAAGACGCAUGGAGUGAUGUGAACAAAAGUUUGGAGGAACGAGAAGCGAAGAUAAAGGCAAUGGAAGAAGCAUUACAGACUAGUGAAUAUACAGGACAAGCCACUCAACACAAGCUUCAUGGAUUCAAGCGCCAUCUUGCUCAGUUAGUAACCCCUCCUGGUGAAGAUGUGACAGAAGAUGAACAGUCUAUACUGACCAGGGUCAAUGAACUCGUUAAGAAAUACAAAGAUUUCAGAUCGACAUCCGAAUCAGUGAGUGUACAAGUGAAGAACCUCGCAGACGAACUAGACAGUCAGCGUAGUCUGCAUCGAACUACACUUAAACGAGCCACACAGGCUGAAAACCAACUGAAAGAAUCACACGAGCGCGUAUCGGGACUGGAGGGAGAGCUGUUGUCUUCUGACGUAGAGAGGGAUAGCUUGAAGGAAGACAAGAGAAAGUUUGUAGCUUUUUGUGAGAAGCUCGCGGGAACGAUGAAGCUGGACGAGAUCGCUAGCGACGUUGGUUUUGAUGUGAACGGUGAGGCUCUACUAGCAAGAGCUGGACAGCUUGUUAAGCUUGAGACCGACGCAUUGGAUGACCGAAAAACAACCAUCUACAACCUUCAACGAAGACUAAAAUGGGCGAAACAACAAAUCGAGAGCAAAGACCUUCACCAAGGAUUGCUGAAGAAAAAGGUCGACAGCUUGGAAGAAAUAUUACGAGAUAAAAGUAGAGUGGAGGUAGAACGAGAUGAGAACUCCAUACGGUUCAAGAAACUGGUGAAGCAUAAUGACAAACUUCAGCGAGAAUUGCUGGAGUACAAACAAGAGGUUACUCACUUGAAAGCAAAACUAUUGGAUGUCAGUGAACUGAAGACAAGGACCAUCGAGCAAGAAAGAACGAUCGAAAACCUUGAACAAGUAUUAAACAAACUCGCGAAGAGUAAACAAAAGACAAAGGAAUAUUUGGUGGAUGUGAAAACUGAGCUCGAGGCAAGUCAAUCAGAGGCACGAGAAACGAUGGCCAAAACCAGUGGUUCGCUGUCACAGGUCACCAGUGAACUGAAUACGACUAAGAUUGCUUUGGAGGAAUCAAGGCUAAGAGAAAGACAGCUUUUGGACUUCAGGCAAGUUCUGGCGAGGUUACUAGGGCUUGACGUCAACAACUUGUCCGUCCCUGACUAUGAAAUUAUCGCCCGACUUGAACGACUAGUGCAGGCUCACCACGCUCAUUCCAUAACGACACAUAGCCUAGAGGGCAGUCUGCAAGACAUGGAACACGGAUUCCGAAAUGGUUAUGAAGAUGCAAUAGCCAUACUACGCGCGCCAUCGCCCCUUAAAGUCAGCAGCUCAUAACAAAUGAAUUAUUACAGUUAAUAUUCAUCGAAAAAUCGGGAAACUCCUCGUUCGAGCUGGCCCAGGAUUGGUACAUCCCACAGUGACUUUAUUUCCAAUGUCACGUGACAUUAUCGUCGUCGCUCUUUUGCUUCUGGUGACGACGCAAGAACUGGGGACUGGAACGAGUUUUGACGUUAAAAUUAAAUUGCGGGUUGUCUCUUUACCUCAUGAAUUUAACAAAUAGACAUCAGUUUUUUAAUGUGUCUGUACUCUUAUUGACAAUAAAUUGUGUCAUCACAUUGUCAAAGUAGUAUGGAAGCGUAGCCGAGUGGAUCCGCAUACUACUUUGACAAUG